AACGCGCCGCUCUCAGUUCGGUUUUCAGUCAGUCAGUUCAGUUGGCUGUCAGUCUCUACUCAGCCCAGCAGUUGACGUUGGAACGUCACACCAAGCGGAAGUCGGUUUUCUAGUCGUGCCAGAAAAAUAAACGCCCAUAUUUUUUUUCUACCGGGAAGUGUGAUUAGUUACCGGUUGUUUUACGUCGAUAGAAAAACAGGUGGUGUUUAGAUUUCUACUAACGUGUAUUUACACGAGUGUCAACUGAAAAAAAAAACAAAGCGCCAUCAUUGGCGACGGGAGAAGAGUGUGUGUAAACAAACGUGAGUGAAUGCGCCAGAUUCGUCUAAUUAAUUAUCAUUUAUCACCGGGCGCAAUUAUAAUUAAACAAAAUUUAUAACUCUAGCCGCAAGGUCGGAUUCGUGGCGAAGAGGCUACGAGCCUAGCGCAACAGUAGCAGCAACAGCAGCUACAGCGGGGAGAUUGUUUUCUUAUUUUUAAUUAAGUUCGCGAUAACCACAUGGUCCGAGAGGCUUGAAACGUGUGUCUGUGAAUGUUGCCGUUUUCAUGAAUGACAUCGCAAACGAACGCAUCAAGGAAAGAAGAAGAUCCACCGGAGGAGUCAUCCAUAAACGAAACAUGUUAUAAUUAUUCAAAUAUUUAAGUACCGUCGAGAUAAACGACACUUCUUGCCAGUACGCGGCGAAGGCGCAGCUUCCUUCCUCGCUGGAAUGCGUCAAGUGUCAUUUGAGAAGCAAAAACACAGUGCUAAAAUUUAUUAGUGUUUAGAGUGGCAGAUUCGUUGAGAAAAAAAAUAACCAGAGUAAACUUUCGCGAGUUAUUUUAAUUAGAAAACAACACCAACGAGCAAAAGGGAGUGCAGCAAACAAACAAACAAAAAAAGGUUGCAUCGCAAUUCGCAAACACACUGACUGCAACCGUGUGCGAAAACCUAACGCGACCGAAGGAGGAGGAAAUUUGAGAAGCUUGAAGUCGUCGACGCAGCAAGCCAGGCAAAGCAUUUCUCAGCCGCGGCAAAGGAAGAACGCAGAGUAAUUCGAUCACCGCAGUCAGCCAGCCCGGCAGCCAGAGCGUGGUCGGGCAUUCUUCAGUGUUUCCCCGCGUCGUUGGUUGUGAAGCAACGCCGCGCGAAUCCCACGGUCGGUAGGUUCCCCAGCUCCGGCACCACGCGGAAGGAAUUUCGCAGUAUCGGCUACGGCCGACCGGUCUACGGUGCGUAUCAGCCCCCCAGCAGCUACUACCAGCACUACAGCAGCAACAACAGCAGCAGCAGCAGCAAGAUAGUUGCCAACAGUCAGUUAUCCAUGAUGACGAUGGACGUCACCAAGCCCGAACCGCCGUCGGGUGGUGGUGCUGCCGGACACAACGGUGGUGGCGGCGGCGGCGGCAGUGUUACCAGCAAUGGUCCCAAUUCACAGCAGCAACAAUCUCAGAAUGGUCCUGGUCAAACGGCGGUCAACCAGCAACUGUGCGCCGGUUGCGGUAAACACAUCCAGGAUCGGUUCCUACUGCGGGCGCUUGAUCUCCUGUGGCACGAGGAUUGCCUCAAAUGUGGCUGCUGUGAUUGUCGGCUCGGCGAGGUCGGUUCCACGCUGUACACCAAGGGAAACCUGAUGCUGUGCAAGCGGGACUAUCUCAGUUUGAAAAAUUCCAGACUAUUCGGCAACACUGGGUUCUGUGCGGCGUGCAACAAAGUGAUACCGGCGUUUGAGAUGGUGAUGCGGGCCCGGAACAACGUGUACCAUCUCGAGUGUUUCGCCUGUCAGCAGUGCAACCAUCGAUUCUGCGUCGGCGACAAGUUCUACCUGUGCGAGAACAAAAUCCUCUGCGAGUAUGACUACGAGGAGCGGCUAGUUUUCGCUUCGAUGGCUAACCAUCCGAUGCUAAAACGUCAAAUCGGUCAAGGAGGAGGCGGUGGUGGUGGUGGCGGCGCAGGAGGAGGUGGAGGACCCCAUCAACAACAGCAUGUCGGCGGCGGAAACCACCAUCCGCUUCAGAACGGAAUUGGUGGUCCAGCUUCGGCGGGACAUUCACCGAAUGCAAAUGCACUGAUGUCGCAGCUGGUUGCGGGUCAGCGAGUUGGCAACACGGGUGGCGGCUCCGGAGGCGAUCACAAUAAUAAUAGUAAUCUUUCGCUUGGUGGUGGAGGAGGAGGAGGAGGAGGCGGAGGAGGUCAAUCGCCGUUCGGGACGCCGACACACAUGAAGGCAGCCCUCAGCAGUGCUAGUUAGAUUAUUGGUAGCGUUGGUGGCAACACUGCUAGAAGAACAAUAAGAAAAUUUACCGGGGCUAGGAGCGUUUGUGAUUUUUAAUUUUAAUAAAUAACUACACUUAAGUUCGAUGCUUGAUUUAAUACCGGCUGUUUUGAUUUACUAUGUUAACUGAUUACUUAAGUUGAAUUUAAAAAUGUGAAACAGGCAUCAUUUACCUCACAGAACUGCUCCAACUUAAAAGAGGCCCCCGACUCAUAAUGAAAAACCUAAAACAACGAUGUGCAAUACUCUUAAGUCGUUACGUUCCGAAUCGGAUCAGCUGUCCUCCGAUCAAUAAAUAUACAAAGAAUCUUAAAAUGUGCCAAAAACAAAACUGUCCCAAAUAUCAAUCGUAAGCUGAUCGAAGGACCCCUCGUUCGUGUGUUUCAGAGAGUAGCCAAAUCGCGACGUGUUUCCGCAGCAACCCAACCACGGUUCGAUCAUAAAUCUAGACGUAAUUUUUUACGUUCGCUCGAUGUCCAAAGUCCUCUCCACUGGGAAUCCGUAAAAAAAAGUGGGAGGAGUACAUAAAUCAAAUUUACUCAAUUAGAUCAGCGCGCGGUGCUGCGUUUUUCGUAUUUGUUUUUCAACUUUUUUUUCGCGAACUCGAUAACCGUUUUCCCGGAUGGUCGUGCGGUUUAACACUUAAUUUUCCGCUACGACCAUCGACCAUUGGAAAUGAAUAAAUUUAAUAUUAAUGCGUUUUGAUAGUUUCGAGAACACGAACGGGGCGGGAAGGGCGGCGAAUAAUAACCAAAUAAAUAAACGAAAAAAAAAUGCAACCAAUCGACUGUCGAUGAUUCUCGCGAGACUUCAAGUUAAACUGGUUAGUUUUGCUUGUGUACAUUGUAUCUGUAAAUACUAGGCGAUAUCGAAUAUUUGUUGAGUAUGAUAACUAAUUUGUCGUUUUAUUUGCUAAGUUUCUUGCCAGAAGGCCAAUCAUUGGUUCACUUCUCCGAUCUUUUAGUUACGAAAGACUCAAAUAAUAGGGUAGAAACGUAUUGUCACGUUGAUAACUCAAUCCAGACAGUUCGGAAAAAAUAACCUAAAUGUUUUUGACAAAUUCAUAACGAAACCAUAAAAUAAAUGUUCUGGAACAUGUAAUAAAAAAGUAAUUCCCAAAAAUAAUUGAUAUAACAGAUUACAAAUAAAAAAACAGAGGGAAACCAAAGAAAACUGUACUAACUAUAAAGGCAAACGAAAGAAAGUAAACAUAAAUGGUAAUUAGACAAAUUAUUGAAAUAAAAAAA
Topomyia yanbarensis is the source of this 3502-nucleotide messenger RNA. RefSeq names its product insulin gene enhancer protein ISL-2 (gene Bx). Gene Ontology annotation, cellular component: nucleus. Gene Ontology annotation, biological process: positive regulation of transcription by RNA polymerase II. Gene Ontology annotation, molecular function: DNA-binding transcription factor binding; transcription coactivator activity. The record is from RefSeq and is a predicted model, not a curated record. The transcript has 4 exons. The coding region runs from base 1305 to 2231 and encodes 308 amino acids. Lineage: Eukaryota; Metazoa; Arthropoda; Insecta; Diptera; Culicidae.